ACGCCUACCACGUGGACUGCAUGAUGCGGAUCCGCCUGCAGUAUGAGAAGACCUGGCGGGAGUGCCUGGCCCAAGUGCAGAAGUGCAAGAAGCAGCUGCUGGACUGGAAGGCCUUCACAGAGGAGGAAGCAGAGAGCCUGGUGAGCCCGUCCUUCAUCCAGAUGGUGGGAGAUCUGCAGAGCAAGGCGGAGGAGGAGCUGGAGGCCUUGGAUAAAUCCUUCGAGGCUGUGGCGAAGCAGACAGAGCGGCAGAGCUCAGAUCUCUUCAGCUAUUUCCAGGAGGCUGUGCAGCUGUGGGAGGUACAUCGGAGCAUGCUGUUGAUGCAGGAGCUGGGGCUCGAGAAGAGGAUGGAGCAGCAGCGGCAGACGCACAGCCGCGAGAGCCAGGCCCAGGAGGCUCACCUCGAUAAGCUCUUGGACCAACUGAGGCAGCAAAGCUGUGAGAAUACCCUGAAGUUACACCUGGAAAAGGCCAAAGAUUUUCUGAAGAAUAUGAAAUGCAGGUGUGGGGUUCCUGACUCCUCAGAGAAUCCCUCCCCCGAGCAGGGAUCCCUGUCCCAAUUGCUCGUGAAUGCUUCGUGGGGCACCUGGCUUGAGGUGGAACUCAAGCUGUCGAACUUGGAGGGUGAAGUCAUUUUCCGACUGAGGGCACCAGAACCACAUGAAAAGCAAUUCCAGGAGAGAAGGAGAAAACUGAGGGGAAAACAAAGGCCUAAAGCAGACGCGAGCAAAGGGGAGGAAAGCUUAAGUAGGGGCACGAGUUCCCUCAGGCCAGUGGAAGAGAUAGAAGAAGCAGAGGAUCAAGAAAUCGAGUCCCCAGCCACUGCAGAGGUGGUGGUGAGCCCACAGGAAGAGUCUGUACUGAGUGAAGAGAUGGAUGAGUCCCGAGAGGACGCUAUUCCGGGAUUAGAAGAAAUGCGGGUUGAAGGAGACAGCUCCUUAAAAUCACCCCCGAACCAGGCAAACAUGAUGGUUCCUGAAGAAGAGGAGGAGGAGAAAAAGGAAAAGGUGGAGGAGGAGCGGGAGGAAGAGGAGGAGGAGCGGGAGAGUUCGUCUGUGGAGGAGGUCAGAGCCCAGGAAGAGAGUCUGGGAGCGGUCUCCCAUGAGGAAAUGGAGUCCUUCACAACGUCCAGUGGGAACACUUACUUUGUCUUCCUGCCCCUGGAACAAGAAGAGAGUAGCAAGAGGCCCCAUUCCAACCUUUCUGCCAUUCUCUUCAAUGACACUUCCAGUGCCAAGGUCCUAGAACAAGUGAUCAUUCCAUCCAGACUAGUUUUAGAAAUUAAGAAACAGCUUCGAGCUGGCUUUUUUGAGCACUUAGAGAAGUGGUUUGACCAAUGUGCCCUCAAUGCCCGGGUCAUCGUGGCCGCCAAGAUUGAUGAGCUGGAUUCAGAACUGGAGCUGCGUCUGCACCUGCACCAGCCAAGAGCCCAGCUCAUUGAAAAGGACAUCCACAACGUCAGGGCAGCCGAACUCUUGCUUCACCAAGAGCGGCUGGACAGCCACUGUGCGGGGGUGAUGGAGACGCUGAGGAAGGAGAGGAGGAUGUUCUGCCAGUUCCAAGAGGAGCAGAACAUGAGGAGCAAAGACUUCCAGCGCAAGAUUUACGACAUGGAGCACAUCUUCUUGAACGCCACCAAGAGCCAGAAGCUGGUCACUCUCAGCAGCACUCUGCACCGGGAACUGCUCAGCUACGUCGACGGCGUCCAGGUGUCCCUGCGCAGCUUCCGCCAGUCCCUGGAGGAGAGCCUGGGCAAGCUUCGCGACACCAACGUUGAGUUUGUCAGGCACUGCCGAUUGUUCUCAGAGGGAGGCAACUUUUCUUCUGAAGAAAUUGACUCACUGUGUCAUCGACUGGAGAAGGAAGCUGCCCGGAUAGAGUUUGUUGAAAAUUUAAUCAUGAUCAACAUGGAAAAGAUGGAGAGCGAGUACCUGGACCAGGCUAAUGAUGUCAUCAACAAGUUUGAAAGUAAAUUCCAUAACCUGUCUGUGGACCUUAUUUUCAUAGAGAAAAUCCAGCGGUUGCUGACAAAUCUGCAAGUGAAAAUCAAGUGCGAGGUGGCAAAAUCCAAUUUGCAAACAGAUGGAUUAAAUUCUUCUCUGGAACAGCUUCAAAGCAAGGUGCAAAUGCGCCAAAGCUCAAGGGGAGAUGAAAAAAUAGUGACCACAGAAGACCUCCUUGGCCUUGUUCGAACUUGGAAAGAAAAACUGAGCCAGAGGAUUCAGUAUCUCAACUGCAAGCUGGACAUGGUAUCUGUGACUCAAGUGGUCUUUACCGACGACAUCUUGACCAACCUGGCAGUAGAGAGUGACAUCCUGGUGUCUUCAGAAGCCCAUGAAGAAGAGGCCAAGGUAGACGUGGUCACCCCCGAGUCCUUCACCCAGCCGAGCCGCAUGGGGAGGUCCCUGAUUGAAGACCCAGCUGUGGAGGUGGUCAGGAGGAUCCUGCAAUUUCCUGACUCAAAAUGUCCAACCCAGCAGUGUGACAAAGAGCGGUCCCAAACAGGUAGAGGCAAACAGGUCUCAGGACACCGGUGGGGGCAGCUGGUGGUGCCACCCGGCCCCACCUCACCUUGGAUCCUCUGUUCUUGUCCUGGGUGCUCGUCACCCAAAGGCUUGAAGCGACUCCGGAGCCGGGCAGAGAACUCCGUGAAGAAGGGCUUGUCCACUGCCAGUGCCACCUUGGCAGCGAGCAUGACACGGUAUGCCAAGCCCAACAGACUAGAUAGAAAGUACCAGGUGCUCGGAGACAAGCCACCUCCUCCGGCGGAGGAUUUUAAAGGCAUCAUCCUGAGCCUCCUCUGGGAGAGCAACAAGCACCUGCUGACCGUGGUGGAGGAGUUUUACUGCAAAGAGAAGCGCUCAAUCACCAGGCCCGACUGCAUGUACGGAACCUUUGACCAGUGCGCAGAGAACAUCUGCAGGAAGAUCCUGGAGUACCACAGCCAGGCUGCUGAGUACCACAACUCCUGCCUCAUAGAAUUACGGGCCCAGAUGAGGAGAUUUGAGGAGCUAUUGCCCCAGGUGUGUUGGCUGGUGAUGGAAAAUUUCAAGGAGCACCACUGGAAAAAAUACUGCACCUCCACCAAAGAGAUCCGGGAACAGUUCUCGAAUUAUCAGGAACAGCUGGAGAGAAGGAAGGAUGAAAAUGCCCAGAAGCUCCACCCAAAUCUCGGACACCCCGCACAUUUCCAAGAAAUGGAGUCUCUGUGUCAAGUGGAAGAGAAAAGGCAGGAAGAUUUGGACACCAUGAUUGCGGUGACCAGGGAGCAGCUGGAGGAGCUCACCCGGAAGUACAGCCGGUUUUUCAUAGCCAGCUUGGCCGCCUUCACUGAGAAGUUCCUGCUGCAGUUGGAUGAGGUGGUCACCAUUGACGAUGUCCAGGUUGCAAAGAUGGAGCCCCCGAAACAGAAAACAUCAAUCCUAAUACGGAGGAAACUCACUGGGCUCUCCCUGGAGGAAGAGAGUGAGAAGCCCCUGAUUGAACGAGGGAGCAGGAAGUGGCCAGGAAUCAAACCCACCGAAGUCACCAUCCAACACAAGAUUCUCCUCCAGAAAACACCAUCAAUCACCACCACCAAAACGACCCUGGGCCACCUGGCAUCUGUGGAAGCUCGAGAUGCUAUCUAUUUGAAAUAUUUAGCGUCAUUUGAAGAGGAGCUGAAGAAGAUCCAGGACGACAGCACACUGCAGGGGAAGGGGGCUCAGCGCUGGAAGGACAGCUGGAAGCGCUCUGUGCGCACCGUCCAGGGCCUGUACUUGUGA
Molecule: messenger RNA, 3764 nt
Organism: Lipotes vexillifer (Yangtze River dolphin)
Lineage: Eukaryota; Metazoa; Chordata; Mammalia; Artiodactyla; Lipotidae
Gene: CCDC180
Product: coiled-coil domain containing 180
Source: RefSeq, a predicted model, not a curated record